GUAGAGUUCGGUACGAGUGUCGUUGUGAAGUGCAGACUGCAGAGAUGGCAGGUGCAGGAAGAACUGCGGGCUCGGCGCCCCUCCUGGUGGCCCUGACACUGCUCAGCAUCGCGCAUAGCUCCGACGGAACUAUAAAAUGCGCAAUGUAUGUGAUGGACAAGCCUGGGAACAGUUUCGGAAGGCUGUACAGCGGCAAAGAGAUGAGCAAGCCUAUGGUAGACUGCGAUAACCCAGAUAUGGCCGUCAUGAAACGAGUCUGCUCCGGCUGGUUCGCCAAGGUGAACUCCAAGUGGAGCCUGGACGCGACAAGCCGAUCUCGUGGCAGUCCCCACACGAUUGGAGACGACCUCUGCCAGCUGCUCAAGACGGGCACGUUCACGUUUGGCGCCUUCUAUACGUACUGCGGGGAGGACAAGCCUAUGUAUACUGGAUCAGAACGAGAAGAUGCCACCCUCUGCUGCAAGGACGGAGCCACCUGCUGAAAACGGCGGCAUGCUGAAAACAGCCGGCCUGAGGACGGGCGACCUGCUGAAAACGGCGGCCUACUGAACAUGGCGGCCCUAUGUACGGGACCACUUGCCGAAAACGGUGACCGCCAGGACGGGCGUCCUGAUGGAAGCGGCGGACCCUGAAAACAGUUGGCCGAUCCAUCGGUAACAGCCAUAGGUAUCGGCGGCGCUGUUGCACGGUUGUGGUCAUAUGUUGCGAAAAUAAAUGAAAUUAGCGCAAACAAAA
Messenger RNA from Amphibalanus amphitrite, 735 nucleotides. RefSeq lists its product as uncharacterized. The transcript has 4 exons. Bases 45 to 482 code for a protein of 145 amino acids. NCBI's taxonomy places the organism in Eukaryota, Metazoa, Arthropoda, Thecostraca, Balanomorpha, Balanidae. The record is from RefSeq and is a predicted model, not a curated record.